This is a messenger RNA of Ilyonectria robusta, 3657 nucleotides long. RefSeq lists its product as uncharacterized. The record is from RefSeq and is a predicted model, not a curated record. Bases 1 to 3657 code for a protein of 1218 amino acids. Gene Ontology annotation, biological process: allantoin catabolic process. NCBI's taxonomy places the organism in Eukaryota, Fungi, Ascomycota, Sordariomycetes, Hypocreales, Nectriaceae. The transcript has 7 exons. Gene Ontology annotation, molecular function: GTPase binding; allantoicase activity.
AUGGCUUCAAUUGCAGACGAGAUUGAGUACAAGCUUGACGCUGUCAAGGCGUCGUCGCUUGCUCCUGACGAGAUUGACCCGACGUUCCGAUCAACAUGUAUUGAUCUGAUUUCUGGUACACUGGGAGGCAAGAUCCUCGGCUUCUCAGAUCAAUGGUUCGCCGAGGCCGCAAACCUCUUGACUCCUACCCCGCCUAUCCGGCAACCGGGUAAGAUGGUCUUCACAGGUGCUUGGUACGAUGGCUGGGAGACCCGACGACACAACUCCGAGCCCUUCGACUGGGUCAUCAUUCGGUUGGGCGUGGCCUCCGGUACAGUCGAGGGAAUCGAGGUCGACACGGCCUUCUUCUCGGGGAACCAUGCACCGGCAAUUUCAGUCGAGGGCGUCUUUAGCCAGGACGAUGACGAGGUUGUCUCAUGGCAAGGAGGCCGGGGGAAGUGGGAGACCAUUCUCGGGGUUCAAGAGGGCGGCCCGUCACAGCGUUUCGGCUGGAAGCUCGAUGCGCCAACCCGACAGCAGUACACGCACGUGAGGCUAAACAUGUAUCCCGACGGCGGUAUUGCGCGGUUCCGCCUGUUCGGACACGCAGUGCCCGUCUUCCCCGACAACAAGGACGCCGUCUUUGACCUCGCGGCAGCGCAGAACGGCGGCGUUGCUGUCUCCUGUAGUGACCAGCACUUUGGCACCAAGGAUAACCUCCUGCUGCCGGGACGGGGCAAGGACAUGGGCGACGGUUGGGAGACGGCACGGUCCCGCACCAAGGGCCACGUCGACUGGACCAUCAUCAAGCUCGGGGCGCCUGGCUACGUCGAGAAAUUCGCUAUUGAGUGGAAGGGCGAGGGAAACCCGUCCGCCGAGGCCGAGGGCUGGGGCGAGGUGGUACCGCCCAGUAAGACGGGCCCAGACCAAGAGCAUGAUUUCACCAGCUCGGCCAAGGACGCUGUGGGAACGCAUGUCAAGCUCAUCAUGAUUCCCGACGGUGGAGUCAAGAGAUUGAGGGCAUUUGGCAAGCGAGCCUGGGUAGGACGCCCUCCACGACCACCACCUCGCACGAUACCACCGCGGCCUUCGUUUCCUCCACGAGACAACACAUCGCGAGCCGCAUACCCCCGUCUCCAACGUCACUCCGCCCGCGACCCCCGAAAACUCCCCUCACGCGCGAAAUUCCAUGAGCCAGAUCCGGUGUCUGGCUGUGCCCCUCCUUCCAGCAUGGAUCUAGGAGAUUCCACCAGCGACGACGGCUUCCCGAAGCCCCGCGUCCUGCCGUCGGAUCUUCCCAAGUCUUUGGACGACCGCCGACAUGUUCCAGUCGAUCUCAUCCCCGAGACGGAGAUGUACGAUGGUUGGCAGGGCCAGUCGCAGUUCCUCACAACGCCCGCUCCGGCGAAGCCCCUAAACUUUGGCAACCUAUCGCUCAACGACAACAACUUUGAUGAUGACGUUCCAGCGGGACCCAAAGAUAGCGACACGCGAUUACUGGAAAUGCUUGCUGCCCAAGCUGCGCACCAAGCCGGUCCCGGCUUUGACGACGAGGACGAGAUCGCCAACAGUGAAACCCUGACCGACUCGGAGAAGAAGGAUAAGCUUCAAAAAGCCCUGAACAUGGCUGCUAGCAAUGGUGAUGUUGAACGGAUAAAAAGGCUCUUGGGCGGACGGGGCAAGGAGUACAUUGAUAUCAAUGCCGAGGACGAGGAUGGAACGCCACCCCUCAUCUAUGCUAGCUGCUUUGGCCACGAGACCGUUGUACAUGCGUUGAUCAACGCUGGCGCAGAUGUCAACAAGCAGGAUCGGAAUCAAUGGACCGCUCUUAUGUGGGCCAUGACGAAUCGACACAAGGGCAUUGCGAAGCUACUUUUGGAUAACAACGCAUCUUCAGAUCAAAAGACGUCAUCAGGGCGGACGGCUUUUGAUUUUGUUCCUCCGGAUAGCGAAAUGUCAUACUACCUCCACGACAACGGCUAUAAUAUUGGAAACGCGGGUGUCGUUGAUGACUUCUACAACCCUGGCUUCUCCCAGGACCGAUUUGAGGAGGAGAUGGCAGAAAACGAGAUGCGAAGGCGCUUGAUGAUGGAGAGCGCCCGAGAUCUCGAGGUUGACUUGGGCAAUGUGGGCAUGGACGAUCAGCCCGAGCCGGUUGAUGAUUUCGAGGAGGAGCAACAAGAAUUUGACUGGAGCCGGUGCUUGCACGACCAAAUGUUUGUCUUCCAGGAACACGAACUGAAUCGGAUCCUGGACAUUAUCAUCACCAAAAUGACACCCCAAAGAUCACCAUCGCAAAAGCCUGUGCCCGCAAACAUGAUUUUCUUGAGUGCGAGGUACGCGCAUUAUCAUUCAAGUCCAGAGUUAUUGGAGAGACUCUUAGUUUCAGCCAUGGACUAUAUCAAUGAUGUGGUCGAAAGAUUCCAGUGGGAUAUGACAAUACUGGCUUUCUGGAUAUCAAACGCAACUCUCCUACUACACUAUCUUAAGAAAGACUCCGGACUUCUUGAGGCGACCUCUGAGUUCCAGGCACAGCUCGCCGAGCUGAUCAACGAAAUCUUUAUCCUGAUCGUCCGAGAUGCAGAGCGACGUCUGGAUAAGGUGCUAGAUGUGGCUAUGCUGGACCACGAGACAAUUCCUGGAUUCGAGGAUAUUACGUUCCAGAAUGAGUGGAAGCUGUUUAAGCGAAAGGCACAAGUCAAGGAGGAGCCGAUAGAGAAGCGAUUCCGUCCUCCAUCGCCAAAGCAGCGAGCGAAGCCUGCACCGCGAAACGUUACCUCUCUCCUCUCCUCCACCUUGUUCGUGCUGGACUUGUACGACAUCCACUCGGUGAUUACGACCCAAAUCAUAUCUCAGCUUCUCUACUGGAUCGGGGCUGAGCUCUUCAACCGAAUCAUGUCAAACCGGAAGUAUCUAGCGAGGACCAAAGCCAUGCAAAUCCGCAUGAAUAUUUCAAUACUGGAGGAUUGGGCCCGUACGAACAACAGGCAAGCGGAGCAUUUUGAGGGAGGAGAGACGCGUUCAUCAGGGGAGACAACGAUGGAGGCUGCUCGGAGACACCUGGCACCUGUCAUCCAACUGUUACAGUGGCUCCAAUGUUUCUCGUCCCUAGACGCGGACGAUCUAGAGGCGUUAGUGGGCACACUUCAGCAGCUGAAGAGGCUCAGUCCACAACAGCUGAUGCACACGGCCAAUCACUACAGGCCCGAGGUGGGCGAGAAGGGGCUUCCGAAGAGCGCAAUGAAAUACCUCGUCGCCAUUCAAAAGGAGGCAACACUUAAGCGAGAUCGACGACGCAGUGGAAUGGUGACACCGCUGCCAAAGUCGGGUCAGGACAGCAGUCCGGUUACGCCCGUCAAGAGUCGGUCAAACGGCAACGGUCUAGAGACGCCUGGGAGCGUUCCCGGCUCAGGAAGCCCUCAGCAAGACGACUACUCAGACGACGACGAUGCACCGGAGCACCUACUACUGGAUCCCGCGCUGAUGCUGCCUUUUACACUGCCAUCGGUGACUGACAUGCUCGUGUCAUACGGAGCCGGGUUUGGAGGCAUGAAUCGAGAGCGGGAGCGGAAAUAUAUUCCGACGGUACCCCCGGAGUUUCUGGAGAAGCUCGAGGUGACGGGGACACGGAAAGGGCCUAUGUUUGGAGAGGCCGACUGGGAGAAUGAGGAGGUGUGA